Messenger RNA from Malaclemys terrapin pileata, 771 nucleotides. RefSeq lists its product as uncharacterized. Lineage: Eukaryota; Metazoa; Chordata; Testudines; Emydidae. The record is from RefSeq and is a predicted model, not a curated record. The coding region runs from base 1 to 771 and encodes 256 amino acids. The transcript has 6 exons.
AUGUCCAAUUUCAGCGACUUCUUGCCUCUCAUUGUCUUACUGUCGAGUGUUUUGCUGACUGAACAGGCUUCAGAACCCAGUUGCACUGACAUUGCCGACUUUGGUAAUUGCUUGGGUAAUACAGAAGGCUUCUGUCCAAAGGAUAUUGUUUGCGGGUGUAAAGGCAACAAACCUUUUUGCAAAUGUCCUUACUUCCGAGGCCUCUGGGGAGAUUACUGGUACAUGGGUCACAAAUGUGAACAACUCUGGAAUACUUUGGACUUGAUUUUAGUAACUGUACUUCCUGCAGUAGCACUGGCUUUCCUAGUUGGUGUAAUAAUACAGUGUGUCUACUACUGUAAAAACAAGUCAAAUAAAAGUGUUAAAGGAGCUAGGAAACAGGCAAGACAAACAAAACUCGAGUCACAGCAUAACCCUGUGUUUGUACCUGAGCUGGGUGAUAACUCAAGAUAUGUUUCUCAACAACAGUGGGCUAAGGAUGACUGGACCACCGAGAAUUUUAAAAUGCCAAAAAUUCAACUGCAAAGCCAAAGUUUUGGGCAAUCACAGUCACCUGGUGAAGUAGAAGUUUACAGCUAUAUACCAUAUCAGCCAUCAGGAAGACCAGUUCCAACAGCAGACAGUUCUUUCAGCCUCCAAUCUCCUCAGCGUAACCAGUUUGGCUAUCAGAACAGUCAUAUUCCUAAUGUGGAUUAUGAAGAGGACAACCCCAUUCCAGCUAUGUCUGGGAGGCAAUUUCCUGUACGUAUAAACUAUCUCAAGCACACAUGA